AGUGCUGCGGCCCUUGCCAGCAGCUCACACGGCGCGGGAGGCAGCCUGCAAUGGCAUGCGGUUUUAUGCCGGCCUUCAGGCUGAGGACGGGCAUUGGGCUGGCGAUUAUGGUGGGGCCCUCUUCCUGCUCCCAGGUCUCCUCAUCACUUGCCACACUGCAAAGAUCCAGUUGCCAGAAGAGUUUCGGAAAGAGAUGGUGCGCUACCUGCGCUCCGUGCAGCUCCCAGACGGCGGCUGGGGCUUGCAUGUGGAAGACAAAUCGACAGUGUUUGGCACAGCACUGAACUACACAGCCCUGAGGAUCCUGGGGGUCGGGCCAGAUGACCCAGAUGUCGUGCGGGCCCGUGUCAACCUGCAUAGCAAAGGAGGUGCUGUGGGCAUCCCUUCGUGGGGGAAGUUUUGGCUGGCUGUCCUGAAUGUUUAUAGCUGGGAUGGGAUGAACACACUUCUCCCAGAGAUGUGGCUGCUCCCUACAUGGUUCCCAGCCCAUCCGUCCCGGCUGUGGUGUCACUGCCGCCAGGUUUACCUGCCCAUGAGCUACUGUUACGCCAAGCGUCUGUCAGCAGAAGAAGAUGAGCUAGUACAGAGCUUGCGGCAGGAGCUGUACGUGCAGGACUAUGCCAGCAUAGACUGGCCGGCGCAGAGGAACAACGUGGCUGCCUGUGACGUGUAUACCCCGCACAGCUGGCUGCUGGGGGCGGCCUAUGCCAUCAUGAACAUGUAUGAAGCUGUCCACAGCACCUCCCUGCGGCAGCAAGCCGUGGCAGAGCUGUAUGACCACAUCAAAGCCGAUGACAGAUUCACCAAGUGCAUCAGCAUUGGCCCGAUUUCCAAGACCAUCAAUAUGCUGGUUCGCUGGUUUGUGGAUGGGGAAAACUCCCCAGCUUUUCAGGAACAUGUCUCCAGGAUUCCAGACUAUCUCUGGCUGGGCCUCGACGGCAUGAAGAUGCAGGGGACAAAUGGAUCCCAGCUCUGGGAUACUGCCUUUGCUGUCCAAGCCUUUCUGGAGGCAGAAGCCCAGAAGAUCCCUGAAUUCAGGUCCUGCCUCCAAAACGCCCAUGAGUUCCUCAAGUUCAGCCAGAUCCCAGAGAACCCACCUGACUACCAGAAAUAUUAUCGCCAUAUGAACAAGGGUGGCUUCCCCUUCAGCACUCGGGACUGUGGCUGGAUUGUAGCUGACUGCACAGCAGAGGGGCUGAAGUCAGUGAUGCUCCUGCAGGAGAAGUGCCCCUUCAUAACCGAGCGUGUCCCCUCUGAGCGCCUCUUUGAUGCCGUGAACGUGUUGCUGAGCAUGAGGAACUCUGAUGGAGGCUUUGCCACAUACGAAGUUGCCCACUGCAAAGGGGGCUGUUGCACUGCUGUUCUUUUUCCAUUGGCAGGUGACAUCAUGAUUGACUACACCUACGUGGAGUGCACAUCGGCUGUCAUGCAGGCGCUGAGACACUUCCAUGAGGUUUUCCCUGAGCACAGAGCCCCAGAGAUCAGAGAGACUCUGCAAAAGGGUCUGGACUUCUGUCGGAGGACGCAGCGAGCUGACGGGUCAUGGGAAGGGAGCUGGGGGGUUUGUUUCACCUACGGCACCUGGUUUGGCCUGGAGGCGUUUGCCAGCAUGCAGCACACAUACAGCGAUGGGGAUGUGUGCAGAGAGGUGUCCCAGGCGUGCCAGUUUCUGCUUUCUAAGCAGAUGGCAGAUGGUGGCUGGGGAGAAGACUUUGAGUCGUGCGAGCAGCGCGUGUACAUGCAGAGCGCCACGUCACAGAUCCACAAUACGUGCUGGGCCCUGUUGGGACUCAUGGCUGUCAGGUAUCCUGAUAUUAGUGUGUUGGAAAGGGGUAUCAAAGCAUUGAUUGAUAAACAGUUACCUAACGGGGACUGGCCUCAGGAGAACAUUGCUGGAGUGUUCAACAAGUCGUGUGCCAUCAGCUACACUGCCUACUGCAACGUCUUCCCCAUCUGGACACUGGGACGUUCUCCCGACUGCAUCCUGACAGCCCUCUUGCUGGACAGCUGCUGUCAGGAUCUCCUCUGGGGCAGGAAGAACCCUAGAGAAGACCUUGAGGAAGCACUCAGUGACCUGCUACUCCACUUGGACACCCACAAGUCUAUGAGGCCAGAUGGAAUCCAGCCGAGGGUUCUGAGGGAACUGACGGAACUACCCUCCAAGCUGCUCUCUGUCAUUUAUCCGUGA
This is a messenger RNA of Tinamus guttatus (white-throated tinamou), 2188 nucleotides long. Lineage: Eukaryota; Metazoa; Chordata; Aves; Tinamiformes; Tinamidae. The record is from RefSeq and is a predicted model, not a curated record.